Molecule: messenger RNA, 2148 nt
Organism: Acanthopagrus latus (yellowfin seabream)
Lineage: Eukaryota; Metazoa; Chordata; Actinopteri; Spariformes; Sparidae
Exons: 10
Coding region: 301-1023 (240 amino acids)
Biological process (GO): regulation of transcription by RNA polymerase II; positive regulation of DNA-templated transcription
Cellular component (GO): DUBm complex; SAGA complex
Molecular function (GO): transcription coactivator activity
Source: RefSeq, a predicted model, not a curated record
CAAUUAGCGAUUUGCUUGGCCGUGAUUGCGGCGUUUCUCGCGGAUUGGCCGUAUAUCUGGCCACGGGGGUGUUUGUUGUCGUCUUCGGGGUCUGUACGAGGGGUUGAGAGGCGAACAGCCGCAGUGCAGCAGCGGUGUCGGGUCCGCGGACGAGCCUCGCUGUACUCAAAUGUUAUAAACGUGGGAAGCGUCUCCCCCCCACCGGCAGUGUUCAACGUGCAGUUCCCUGUUGUUUUGGCCGAUGCUUGCUGCGCUACAGCAUGACCACAGCAGUGUCGGCUCAUCUGGUAGUUCUGGCAAAUGAAAAUGGAGGAGGUUUCAAUGUCCAGCCUGGACAACAGCAAGCUGGAGGGCCUAGCUCAGGACAUCCUGUCUGACCUGGUGGAGGAUGCAUGCCUGGGUCUUUGCUUCGAGGUCCACCGGGCCGUCAAGCAGGGCUAUUUUUUCCUGGAUGACACGGACCAAGAAAGCAUGAGGGACUUUGAAAUUGUGGACCAGCCGGGUUUGGAUGUGUUUGGCCAGGUGUACAACCAGUGGAAAAACAAGGAGUGUGUGUGUCCCAACUGCAGCCGAAGCAUUGCUGCGUCACGCUUUGCCCCUCACCUGGAGAAAUGCCUGGGGAUGGGACGCAACAGCAGCCGCAUAGCCAACCGCAGAAUAGUCACCGGUAACAACACCAACAACAAAUCGGAGAGUGACCAAGAGGAUAACGACGAUGUCAAUGAUAAUGACUGGUCUUACGGUGCAGAAAAGAAAGCCAAGAAAAGGAAAUCUGAUAAGAAUCCAAACUCGCCCAGAAGAUCCAAAUCAUUCAAGCAUAAGAACAGGGCACUGUCACAGCAUCCUGGGCUUUGCGCCGCCCAAGAUGAUUGUGAUUGGUUCAAAGACAUACAAGCAAGCCAGAGCAUUUCUGUGCAACCUGAUCUUUCUGUCGAGACGGGUCAGGCUGUGCAAGACUACCCAACCUCUCACCCUACCCAACAGUUGCCACAAAAAAAGAGAAAAACUACUGUAAACACUUGAUGGUGCAACAUGGCGGACUCUGUGAAAGAGGACCCGCUCUCUACAUGAUGGGUCCCAGACGUCGCAUGGACAACCAGGAAAGCCCGCGCAUGCUGAUGAAAGACGAGGCAUUCCCUCAAUAACACACUCGGCCACAAACACACAUUCUCCUCCAUCCUGUGUGCACGCACGCACAGAUAGGCCCACACACACACGGGAAGACCAAUAACACUUCACCCCCUGGUUGUUUAUGUUGUGAAAUCGAUGGACAUCGAUGUUAUAGGUGACAUUUAUGGCGUUUUGCUGCUCCGCAGAAGCAGUCCAGACCUCCCACUGUAUACUUGACAGUUUUUCUUUUUUUUUCUUUCACAAAAUCAUCGUACCAACACUCAUUUUAUUUUCCUUUUUUGUGUGAUUAAUUUUGUUUCAGAAGGGUUUUUUUUUUUUUUUUUUUGCUGGAGUCCAAAAUAAUGAAUAUCACCGUAUACGAUUUCACUGCACAGAGUUAGAUUCUGGCUGAGCAGAGGCAGCUGUGUGAGGAGUGACAGUGUGCACGUACAGUAUGUUGUUUCUUUAAAAUCCAGAAAUGAUUAGCCAUUAGGUGUACUUAUAUUUCCUCGCCUUUUGAAAUCUCGUUCUUUGAAAAAAAAAAACAAUAAUGUCAAAGACAAUCAUUACUAAUGGUUUGUCUUUUUAUUUUCACAUUCACUGUCAGGCUCAGUUCUUCAGUUGAAUUACAAUAAGUGUGUGUGUGUGUGUGUGUGUGUGUGUGUGUGUGUGUGUGUGUGUGUGUGUGUGUGUGUGUGUGUGUGUGUGUGUGUGUGUGUGUGUGUGUGUGAGAGAGAGAUAGAGAGAGAGAGAGAAGUUUGUCAUUCACCUGUGGAAACUUGUUUUAAAAAUGUUCAGUCAAUUGUACAAGCAGGUAUUUGCUGCAGAAAGCAGGUUUGUUUUGUUUCAUUUUUGGUGGAUAUAUCGGCUUGUUUUCUAGCAUUCAAAAAUGUCUUUGUAUCAUGUGUUUACAUUGUAAAAGGGUUACAUAUAUCCUUGGUGUGAAGUGAUAGUGUAAAUAUUCCAAUAGUUGAAUUGCUGCUAUCAUGGCUCAGUUUGUUUCAUCUGUCUAGCAUAAUAAAUGAUUUGUUACCUGUC